AUGGGCGGCCUUCCCUCUGACUCAGAGCCGGCCACACCGGCUGAGGAGCUUCCCCCGAGCCAGCCGACCUCGCCUAGCUCUCCCGAGUCGUCGGAUGAAAGCACUCCCCUCGAUGCCCCUAGCUCUACCUCCGCCUCAGAGACUGCUCCAGGUGUCUCUCCGGGUAGCACUGGUAGUGCUGGUAGCGCCGGCAGCACCGCUAAUGCCAGCUCCGAGCAGCCGCCUCGUCGAGUCCCAUCCCUCAGAGCCAUAUCCGAUCCUCAGAACACCGGUGCUCCCCUCAAUCCAAGCUCCAGCGUCACUGGCUUGCUCAGUACUGCCAGAAGACCAACACCAAGCGCGAGCAGCAUCCCAUCUGACCUGCUCCAAAAGGCACGAGCCUUGCAGGAGCAACGUCUGAGUAUGGGUUUUCGCGGUCCCGGCUCACCCGUCAACAUGAAUAUGCACAUGAACAUGCCGCAGCCCAUCGGCCCGGGCGGUAUUCCCGCCAAUUUCAAGUUACCCCCCGGAAUGGGCAGGCCAAUACAUCCCGGCUUCCCCAAGUCUGCUCCAGCCGUGCCAGGAGCUGUUAGAAAAGCUCCUGGCCUGAGUGAGAGGAGAGCUAUGAAGCUGGGAAGCCUGUCCGGUUCCAACAGUCCAUCACCAGCUCCCACGCCGAAGCUUGCUGACCUGGGCGAGGUAUCCAAGGCACCGGCUCUCAACGGCGAAGGGCGAGGCUCAAAGUUCAGCGACUUCUCCAAGUACAUCGACACCGAGAAGGGUUGGAUCACCUUCGAGGGCGCAGCGACCAUCACCCGGACGGGGGUCAACUUUGCUAAUGGCCAGACCUUCUCCAUCUCGCUGGACGAGAUCGAGGUACUUGACGAGCUGGGCAAGGGCAAUUACGGUACUGUCUACAAAGUGCGACAUGCUCGACCCAAGGCCCCGCGUUUCGGGCAGGGGCUGAGUGGCUUCCGAAAGACACCUUCGGCGCAAUCGCCAUCUGAAGAAGCCGAUGCCGCGUCCCGGGAGAUCUCCUCGGCAACUUCUACAAGCGGAGGAAGCGGCCGUACAACCUCGGGUGUGGUCAUGGCCAUGAAGGAGAUCCGCCUCGAGCUAGAUGAGGCCAAGUUCACAACAAUUCUUAAGGAACUUGUCAUCCUGCACGAAUGCGUGUCUCCUUAUAUUAUUGACUUCUAUGGUGCCUUCUUCCAGGAGGGAGCCGUCUACAUGUGUAUUGAAUACAUGGAUGGAGGCAGCAUCGACAAGCUGUAUGCUGGUGGCAUACCUGAGAGCGUUCUGCGCAAGAUCACGUAUGCGGCGGUCGUCGGUUUGAAGACGUUGAAAGAGGAUCACAACAUCAUCCAUCGCGAUGUUAAGCCAACUAAUAUCCUUGUCAACACCCGCGGGCAGGUCAAGAUCUGCGACUUUGGCGUGUCGGGUAACUUGGUUGCUAGUAUGGCCAAGACGAAUAUCGGCUGCCAGAGCUACAUGGCUCCAGAACGCAUCAGCGGCGGUGGUGUUGCUAAUGGCACAUACAGCGUCCAGAGUGAUAUCUGGAGCUUGGGGCUCACCAUAAUUGAGUGUGCCAUGGGCCGGUAUCCCUAUCCUCCUGAAGUUUCUAGCACCAUCUUCGGCCAGCUGAGCGCCAUCGUCGACGGUCCUCCCCCCUCCAUCCCUGCCUCAGCGAAUUACUCCCCCUCCGCGCACGACUUCGUCCGCUGCUGCCUCAACAAGAUUCCCUCCCAACGCCACACCUACCCCAUGCUCCUCGCCCACCCGUGGAUCGCAUCCCUCACCAAACCCGAAACCAUCGCCGAAGACGCUGAGGCCGAGGCCGCCGCCACAACGGCAGAGACCUCCGGCAGUCUCGAAGACGCUGCUGCUGCAAUGCAGGCUGCACAAAAGAGUCUUGAGGGGCUCAAGCUCAACCAUCCUGGUGGGAAGCUGGCUGAGGGGGAUUAUGAGGUCGCUGAGUGGGUUAAGAGUGUGUUGGAGAGGAAGAAGAGUGAGGGAGUGAAGCCUGGAAAGGCCGGGGGUAACAAGCCCGCGUUGCAUGCCGCGCCGCUGAAUAAGAUCGGCAGUGGUGGCGGCGAUAGCAUGUCCGAGACGAAAGCCUCUUAG
Molecule: messenger RNA, 2103 nt
Organism: Thermochaetoides thermophila DSM 1495
Lineage: Eukaryota; Fungi; Ascomycota; Sordariomycetes; Sordariales; Chaetomiaceae
Product: MAP kinase kinase-like protein
Exons: 2
Coding region: 1-2103 (700 amino acids)
Biological process (GO): protein phosphorylation; cellular hyperosmotic response; MAPK cascade
Molecular function (GO): ATP binding; MAP kinase kinase activity
Source: RefSeq, a predicted model, not a curated record